Molecule: messenger RNA, 1317 nt
Organism: Penicillium maclennaniae
Lineage: Eukaryota; Fungi; Ascomycota; Eurotiomycetes; Eurotiales; Aspergillaceae
Product: glutamate-5-semialdehyde dehydrogenase
Exons: 4
Coding region: 1-1317 (438 amino acids)
Molecular function (GO): glutamate-5-semialdehyde dehydrogenase (NADP+) activity; NADP binding
Source: RefSeq, a predicted model, not a curated record
AUGUCAUUGACAGAGUCGGCCGCAAUUGACGUUGCUCGUAGCGCAUCGGUUGCUUCUCGCCGCCUCGCAACGCUUCCGAAUUCCGCCCGAAACGACGCUUUGACGGCUCUCCACCAAGCUCUGGAUAAGAAUCGAGCCACUAUACUUGCUGCUAAUGCUAAGGAUGUGGAGGCUGCUACACGCGAUGUCAAGAAUGGCAAUCUGAAUCAAAGCGUUCUCAAAAGACUCGAUCUAUCUCGGCCUGGCAAGUUUGACGAUAUGCUUGACGGGAUCUUGAGCGUGCGGGACCUGGAUGACCCUAUCGGCAAAGUGACGCUACGCACCCUCUUGGAUGAGGGACUGAGUCUUGAGAGAGUCAGUUGCCCGAUUGGAGUCUUGUUGAUCAUAUUCGAGGCCCGCCCAGAGGUAAUCGCGAAUAUUGCUGCUCUGGCCAUCAAGUCUGGCAAUGCUGCUAUCUUGAAAGGCGGAAAGGAGUCGAUGGAAUCCUUCGUGGCUAUUGCCAAGGUCGUUUCUGAAGCCAUUGCUGGCAGCCAAGUGCCAGUCUCAUCGAUCCAGCUUGUCAAAACGAGAGAUGUUGUCUCUUCCCUGCUCGCCCAGGAUUCCUUUAUUGAUUUAGUAAUCCCCCGAGGAUCUAAUGAGCUUGUUCGCUAUGUGAAGGAAAAUACAAAGAUUCCCGUGCUCGGACACGCCGAUGGCCUAUGCUCUGCCUACAUCCAUUCAGAUGCAAAUGCCGAAAUGGCCGUGAAAGUUAUCGUGGAUUCGAAGACAGAUUAUCCCGCCGCGUGUAACUCACUCGAGUCUUUGCUGGUCCACCAGGAUAUUCUUGAAUCUAUUCUCCCCAAAGUUGCUGUGGCACUCAUUGAGAAGGGGGGUCUCUCAAAAGUACAGCCAUCGACCGAAAUCGACUACGACACGGAGUUUUUGGACCUCGUGUUAGCAGUGAAGACCGUCUCGUCAACAGGCGAUCCCGCAUCGGCGGUAGAGGCAGCCAUGGCUCAUAUCAACGUGCACUCAUCCAAACACACGGACAUUAUCUUGACUGAAUCAAAGGAAAUGGCAAUCACAUUCAUGAACGGUAUCGACAGCGCAGGAGUAUUCUGGAAUGCAUCGAGCAGGUUUGCUGAUGGGAUGAGAUACGGGUUCGGCACCGAAGUGGGCAUCAGUACCAACAAAAUCCAUUCCCGGGGUCCAGUUGGACUGGAGGGCUUGACGAUCUACAAAUACUUGAUCCGAGGGAAUGGCCACAGUGCAGGAGAUUACCAUGACGGUCCAGGGGGAAGACAAUACCUUCAUACCAGCCUGUCUAUUGCCGAGUAG